AUGGCUCAAUGCAAAACAGCAACUAAAUGGAAUUUGAAACAUCAGCAAUUAAUUGACGCUGAUAUGAAAAUUCUUGCAAAUGAGUUAAAAACAAAUACAAAUUGCAAAGAACUCAUUCUUCAGCGUAAUGAAAUCACUUCAAAAGGUGCUCAAUACUUAGCUGAAAUGUUAAAAGUAAAUUGUACGUUGCAAUUAAUUUGGCUUGGCUGGAAUGAAAUUGGGGAUAAAGGAGUACGAUCAUUAUGUGAAGGACUGCAAAACAACAGAAAAAAUGCUCUCCAGGAAUUAGGUCUUGGUUUUGUAUCUGCCACUACUAAAAUAGAAAAAAUUACUGAUAAUGGUAAUGAACAGCUUGAAGGUAUUAUUUUUGAUAACAAGAGGUUGAUGUAUGUUACUGAUCAUCAUACAAAUGAAUUACGGACAUAUCUAACAAGUUCUCUUAUUACUACAAAUGUUGCUGAACAACGUGGUACUAAUCCAUAUGCACUUAAUUGUCUUGAUUAUUCAUUUAGUUUUGAUGUUGAAGAUAAUUUCAGUCUUUAUAUAGCUGAUGAAAAUAAUGAGAGUUAUGAAAUGACCUCGAAAUUCAACAACUGA
Molecule: messenger RNA, 597 nt
Organism: Rotaria sp. Silwood1
Lineage: Eukaryota; Metazoa; Rotifera; Eurotatoria; Philodinida; Philodinidae
Source: the annotation of a GenBank genome assembly